This is a messenger RNA of Tricharina praecox, 937 nucleotides long. RefSeq names its product short-chain dehydrogenase/reductase SDR. Bases 71 to 937 code for a protein of 288 amino acids. The transcript is spliced from 3 exons. The record is from RefSeq and is a predicted model, not a curated record. NCBI's taxonomy places the organism in Eukaryota, Fungi, Ascomycota, Pezizomycetes, Pezizales, Pyronemataceae.
CCACAAUAACCUCAACCUCAAACCCAAGUUCAAACACUUUAAACACUUCAAGCCCAAAUCCACUAUCGAAAUGUCUGCCUCCGCCGACUCCACUUCUCCCGUGUGGUUCAUCACCGGUUGUUCCUCCGGCUUCGGCACCAAGCUAGCCCUGCUCGCCCUCCACGCCGGCCACCGAGUCAUUGACACCUCCCGCAAUCCCUCCAAGACUCCCGAGCUCGUCUCCAGAGUUGAAUCUCUGGGUGGGAAGUGGUUGACCCUGGACGUGAUCUUACCCAACGCCCCCUCGGUAGUCCGCUCGGCUCUGAAGAUCUACGGGCACAUCGACUACUUCAUCAACAACGCCGGCUACUCCCUUCUCGGAGCUGUGGAGGACUUGGGCGAGGAGGAAUACCACGUCAACUUAUUUGCGCCGCUGAAGCUGAUCCAAACCAUUAUUCCGUUGAUGUGCGAGUGUAAGAGCGGCAUAAUUGUCAACUUCAGUAGCAUUGCUGGUCUUGAUGGAAUUGCCACUUGCGGAUUGUAUUCCGCUUCGAGGUUUGCUCUUGAAGGCAUGUCCGAAUCCCUCGCCCUUGAACUUGCCCCCUUCGGCAUCUGUGUUCUCAUCGUCGAGCCGGGUGCUUUCCGCUCCAACUUCCUGGGCGCAUACAUCAAGCCGGCGAUUGGAAUGUCGGAUGCCUACAAGGGCACAGCGGUGGAGACGCAGAUGGACUCUUUUGCUGGAUGGAGCGGCAAGCAGCCGGGAAAUGUGGCUGUGGGCUGCCAGAGGAUCUUUGAGGUCAUCACUGAUACCGGAAUGGGCAGGGGUAUGGAGAAGUAUUUGAGGCUGGGAUUGGGGAGCGAUUGGGCUUCGAGGGGGGAGGGAAAGAUUAGGUCCCUCGUGGAGACGAAGGAGGCGCUGGAGCCUAUCUGGAAGAGUACCGAUUAUAAGGAUGAGUAG